Molecule: messenger RNA, 1352 nt
Organism: Bufo gargarizans (Asiatic toad)
Lineage: Eukaryota; Metazoa; Chordata; Amphibia; Anura; Bufonidae
Gene: HMGCL
Product: 3-hydroxy-3-methylglutaryl-CoA lyase
Exons: 9
Coding region: 71-1069 (332 amino acids)
Biological process (GO): L-leucine catabolic process; ketone body biosynthetic process
Molecular function (GO): hydroxymethylglutaryl-CoA lyase activity
Source: RefSeq, a predicted model, not a curated record
GUGACUUUUACGUCAUGCCGUUCAAGAUCAAGUCUAUUCCAGACACGACCCUGACAGGCUGGCAAACAAUAUGUUAGCGGUGACUGGCCGGAGAGCGGUGCCGUGGGGACUCGGGGCAGGCCGGGCCCCGGGGGUGCUGCUGCUGCGACAGAUUAGCGCUUUACCAAACUAUUCUCUCCCUAAAGAGGUAAAGAUAGUGGAAGUGGGACCUAGGGAUGGACUUCAGAAUGAAAAGGCUAUUGUUCCAACUGAAGUUAAAAUCCAGCUGAUCAAUAUGUUAUCCGAAUCUGGACUACAAGCAAUAGAAGCGACGAGCUUUGUGUCUCCAAAAUGGGUUCCGCAGAUGGCGGAUCAUAUCAAUAUCAUGCAUGGAAUAAAGAGGUUCCCUAAUGUCAGCUACCCAGUGUUGACCCCAAAUCUCACCGGAUUCCAGAAGGCGGUUGAAUGUGGUGCCAAAGAAGUAGCCAUAUUUGGUGCAGCUUCUGAGCUUUUCAGUAAGAAGAAUAUUAACUGCACCAUAGAAGAAAGUUUGCAGAGAUUCCAGGCAGUGACAGAGGCAGCUAAAGAAGCAAAUAUACCUGUACGAGGGUAUGUGUCGUGUGUUCUUGGUUGCCCAUAUGAAGGAAAAGUGUCUCCUAGUAAAGUGGCAGAGGUGGCACACAAGAUGUUUUCCAUGGGUUGCUAUGAGAUCUCCUUAGGGGACACUAUUGGAGUUGGGACACCUGGCAGCAUGCGUGAAAUGUUGACCACGGUUCUGGAUGUAAUUCCUGCCAAGGCGCUAGCCGUUCACUGUCAUGAUACGUAUGGGCAGGCUCUGGCAAACAUACUCGUGGCUCUGCAGAUGGGAGUGCAGGUGGUGGAUUCCUCUAUUGCAGGUUUAGGUGGGUGUCCUUAUGCACAAGGAGCUUCUGGGAAUGUAGCCACGGAAGAUGUCGUUUACAUGUUACAAGGCCUAGGCAUCCACACAGGCAUUGAUUUAAAGAAGCUUACAGAAGCUGGGGCCUUCAUCUGCAAAGCUCUGGGGCGAAAGAGCAGUUCUAAAGUGGCACAAGCAAUGUGCAAACUAUAAGAUUAAACCCAUGGAGGGUGCACAAUGUCCCCUCCAAACAUCAGGCCCUUUCUGGAUUCUUUGAGAUCUGUUUCUAAUGGAUCAGCGGAUGGAUUUCCAAAAAAAGAAAAAAACUUUCUUUGUUCAAGAACGCACACAUGUGAUUACAGGAGCGGUUCUUGUUUUUUGUGCGGUUUAUAAUGUUUUACAGAUCUGUUAAUGAUCCCAAUGGGAUAAUGUGUGUUUGAGAGUAAUUAUACUAAAAGUAUUAAAUGGAGGCACACAAGAAACCCUCUACCAGUAA